CGAGGUUUGUCCGGUCUCCUCAGUGCAGAAGGUGCCUGUGUAAAAACCCCAGUUUUCUCUCUCUUUGCAUUUGCCCUAGUCGAGGAAGGGGAGCCCAGCUGUGUUAAUGCCUAGACUGCUUGAAUAACAGAUUAAUCAGCCACUCGAUGGGGAUUACCAGCGGAGCAGCUCUUUGUGUUACCUUCCCGCCACCGUGUAGCAAGCAAAACAACUUCAGCACCUCUUCAAUAACAAUUAUGAAACUGGUAUUAACUGAAUGGCAAUUAUGGAUUUUUAACUCUAGUACACAGUAAACGAAAACCCAAGCCCAGCAAGCCAUAUGCCGAAUUUCCUACCAAAUAGCAUUUUUUUUUUCGUUCCUCUCUGAAUGUUUCAACGUCUGCGCGACAAAUUGAUGACGCAAACUGCUCGUAACAAGGGGGAAUUACAAAUAUUGUUUGCACGAGGAACGCGACGCAGCUGGAAAGAGAAGACACCGUAACUUAUCGUUAGAGAUGAUAGCAUUAUUUAUAUAGGUAUAAUAAAUAAAUAUAUAUAUAUAUAUUUUUGUGGUAAUGAAAAUGGCUCCACAGAAUGCUGACUCGGAAUCUAUGCAAGCUCAAGAGCUACCUGUGGUGCAGCUCCAGAAGCCGGAAAAUGAGAAUGAGAGUAAGGAAGAGACCAUCAGUGAAGAAUCCAUAGACCGGAUACCUGUACGCCUCUGGGUGAUGCAUGGCGCUGUAAUGUUUGGCCGGGAAUUUUGUUACGCCAUGGAGACGGCUUUGGUGACUCCGGUAUUGUUACAAAUCGGUCUUCCUGAGCAGUACUACAGCCUCACGUGGUUCCUCAGUCCGAUCCUGGGCCUGAUCUUCACUCCUCUGAUAGGCUCUGCUAGUGACCGUUGCACCCUCAGCUGGGGCCGCCGGCGGCCUUUUAUCCUCGCCCUCUGCAUCGGCGUCCUCCUCGGCGUUGCCCUUUUCUUAAACGGCUCAGUUAUAGGUCUAGCCAUUGGAGACGUACCAGACAAACAGCCGAUCGGCAUAGUCCUCACCGUGCUGGGGGUGGUGGUCUUGGAUUUCUGCGCCGAUGCGACGGAGGGACCGAUCCGAGCCUAUUUGCUCGAUGUGGUGGACAGCGAAGAGCAGGACAUGGCGCUCAACAUCCACGCUUUCUCGGCUGGUCUUGGAGGAGCCAUUGGCUACAUGUUGGGUGGCCUAGAUUGGACGCAGACCUUCUUAGGAGACAUCUUCAAAUCUCAAGAGCAAGUGCUCUUCUUUUUUGCCGCCAUUAUUUUCUCCGUCUCGGUUGUCCUCCACCUUUUCAGCAUCGAAGAGGAGCAGUACAACCCUCAGCAGGACAGAAUCGAUGACGAAGCAGACACUCUUUCCAGCGUCAAACUGAGCGGCAGCCUCCCGCCUCUGAAUCGACUGAACGUCAUCAGCGAGGAAGACCCCUACGGGAACUCCAUGUUCCCAGAUGAGGUCCAGUCGGAGCAAGACCUCAACAUGGAGUUCCUCGAGGUGGACAUAGUGCGGAGCAAGAGCGAUUCCGUCCUGCACAUGCCGGACGCCACUUUGGAAAUCGAAUCCGAGCUGCUUUUCCUCCACGAUAUCGAGCCCUCCAUUUUUCAGGACGCCUCCUACCCGAACACCCCCCGCAGCACCAGCCAGGAAUUGAUGAAGUCUAAAUUCAACCGCCUGUCUGCUUUCCUCAGGGAAAACGAGAAGGAAGAAGAGAUGUUACUUGAUAAUCACUUGAACGAAGCCAAAGUCCCCAACGGCAACGGCUCCCUACCAAAAGACCUCCUGAACGGACACGCUCGGAUCGGCAUGAAGCAGUCGAGCACUUCGAACUCCAUGCGCCGGCGGAGGCACAUGUUCUACCGCCAGCCCUCGUAUACCUUCUCCUACUACGGGAAAAUCGGCACCCACCGCUACCGCUUCCGGAGAGCCAACGCCAUCGUCUUGAUCAAGUCCUCCCGGAGCAUGAAUGACAUCUACGACAUGCAGAAGAGGCAGCGGCAGAGGUACAGGCACCGGAACCAGAGCGGCGCCACCAACUCCAGCGGGGACACAGAGAGCGAAGAAGGGGAGACGGAGACCACCGUCCAGCUCCUGUGGCUCUCCAUGCUGAAGAUGCCCAAGGAGCUGCUGCGGCUUUGCCUCUGCCACCUCCUCACCUGGUUUUCCAUCAUAGCCGAAGCUGUGUUCUAUACUGACUUCAUGGGGCAGGUCAUCUUCCACGGUGACCCCAAGGCUCCUUCCAAUUCUACCGCGCUGCAUGACUACAAUGCUGGCGUCCAGAUGGGCUGCUGGGGAUUGGUCAUCUAUGCCGCUACUGCUGCCGUGUGUUCAGCCUUGUUACAGAAAUACCUGGACAACUACGACCUUAGCAUCCGGGUGAUCUACAUCUUGGGCACGCUGGGAUUCUCCAUCGGCACCGCCGUGAUGGCCAUCUUCCCCAACGUGUACGUCGCCAUGGUCAUGAUCAGCACGAUGGGCAUCGUCUCCAUGAGCAUCUCCUACUGCCCUUACGCACUUUUGGGACAAUAUCACGACAUCAAGGAGUAUAUUCACCACAGCCCUGGAAACUCAAAGCGAGGCUUCGGCAUAGACUGUGCCAUCUUGUCCUGCCAGGUCUACAUCUCCCAGAUCCUGGUGGCCUCUGCUCUGGGAGGGGUGGUGGAUGCUGUGGGCACAGUCCAGGUCAUCCCCGUGGUGGCCUCGGUGGGCUCAUUCCUGGGUUUCCUGACGGCCACCUUCCUGGUGAUCUACCCCGAUGUCGGCGAGAGUCCAAAGGAAGAGCAGAAAGGCUUGGCCCCUCCUCCCGAGGCGCCUGACAGCAACGGCGUGAGCGAGGAGAAACCCACCGUGAUCAAGUUGUCUAGGAAAGAAGCUGUUUCGUCGGAAGUGGAAAGCGAAUCGACCGUUUGAGCGAAAAAUCACCUUCAUUCGCACACAUUCCAAGCCAUUCAGGUGCAUGAACCCAAACAUUUGUUUCAAGUGAAAUCUGAACAUUCGAGGAACAUCCUUUGCUGCAGUGGGUGGAUGGUUCCUCAUGGAAAACUGUUGAUGAGAUCCCAUAGUUUUUGUGUAGCCUUGAAUGCAGAUCACUUUCUCUACAAUCCAGAGGCUCUCCUCUCCUCGUGGCCUUUCUAACGAGGAGUCGUGCACCUGGGUUCUAAAGAUAACGUUAACCAAUUGGCAGGUUAAACUACCUUCUUGCAUGUUUUAGUUUAUUUUAUUUUUUUUAACGUCAUGGUAGUUUUUGAAAAUGCUCAGUUAUCCAUUUGGACAAAUUAAAAUAUGUAUUUUGGUGAUUUUUUUUUUAAGAUGAAAAUUGAAAGCAAAA
Heteronotia binoei (common prickly gecko) is the source of this 3330-nucleotide messenger RNA. It is a transcript of the gene SLC45A4, whose product is annotated as solute carrier family 45 member 4. The transcript is spliced from 8 exons. The record is from RefSeq and is a predicted model, not a curated record. Gene Ontology annotation, molecular function: sucrose:proton symporter activity. NCBI's taxonomy places the organism in Eukaryota, Metazoa, Chordata, Lepidosauria, Squamata, Gekkonidae. Bases 555 to 2912 code for a protein of 785 amino acids. Gene Ontology annotation, biological process: transmembrane transport. Gene Ontology annotation, cellular component: membrane.